UUGCGCUGUCAGGCUAAAAGAGAGAGGGACGGGAGUGCAGCAUGUUGCGUCUGGUCUAUACAGAGGCAACCAAGUGAAUUGCGUCAGUGGCGUAUGCUGGGCAGGCUUGAAAUGCGCACAGGCGGAUGAAAGUAGUAGUAGGCGCACUGUGGGGAGAGAGGAAAAAGUUCUCAACAAGGAGAGGCAGGAUACUCACUUACGGAGCCCCUGCAGUCUCACUUUUUAUGCCUCUGAACGACUUUCCCUGCCAUCUUAUUGCGUUUUUGCUUUGCAGCACCGCUUUUACGUUUGCGAGAGAGAAAUCCUACUUUUUUACUUAAGUGAAAGCACCAGCACCAUGGAGCUGCUCUGCCUCGAAAUGGACACCAGCAUACGAGCUCGUCCCGAUCCGAACCUCCUGUGCGAUGACAGAGUCCUGCAGAGCUUGUUGACCAUAGAGGAGAGAUUUCUACCCCAAUAUUCAUAUUUCAAAGGCGUCCAGAAAGAUAUUCAGCCGUUUAUGAGGAGGAUGGUCGCUACUUGGAUGUUGGAGGUUUGUGAGGAGCAGAAGUGCGAGGAAGAAGUUUUCCCCUUGGCCAUGAACUACUUAGACAGAUUUUUAGCCGUGGUACCCACCAAAAAGUGCAACCUGCAGCUGCUGGGAGCAGUCUGUAUGUUUCUUGCAUCCAAAUUGAAAGACACUCGUCCAUUAACUGCAGAGAAGCUUUGCAUCUACACAGAUAACUCCAUCAGACCACAAGAGCUGCUGGAAUGGGAACUGGUGGUGUUGGGGAAGUUGAAGUGGAACUUGGCAGCAGUAACACCGAACGACUUCAUUGAGUACAUUGUGAGGAGGCUGCCGCUGCCCGAGGAUAAGCUGGCACUUAUACGCAAACAUGUCCAGACCUUCAUCGCCCUCUGUGCCACAGAUUUCGGAUUCGCCAUGUACCCUCCCUCCAUGAUUGCCACAGGAAGCGUGGGGGCAGCGAUCUGCGGCCUACAGCUGGAUUCAGCUGACCAGUCACAGUGGGGUGACAGCCUGACAGACCUGCUGGCCAAAAUCACAAAUACAGAAGUGGAUGUUCUGAAAGAGUGCCAGGAGCAGAUUGAACGCGUGUUGGUGAGCAGCCUGCGUGAGGGCCGGCAGCAGCAGCAGCAGCAGCAGCAGACACAGAGAGGCCCCAGUGGGAAAGGCCUGGAUGAGCUGGAUCAAUCCUCCACCCCGACAGACGUCCGCGAUGUCAACUUGUGAACCACCAGAGGGCAUCAUUGCACAGGAUUUACAAAAAAAAAAGCAUCAUGAAAAAAAACUCAAUUUUCUUAAAAGCAGAAAAAAAACAACAAAAGAACAAAAAAUGUUAAAAACACAAGCCCUUUGACAGAAAAAGAACAAUGCUUGCUAGUUUUUUUUGUAGAUUUUCUGUUCUUCAAGUCAAAAACACCUGCACACAAAAUAGAUUUUCUAUGAUGUUCUAGUCUAAAAACAACAAAUUUGAUACAACGAAACUCUGUGGUGCCUUGAAUAUACAGAAGGGAAGCCAAUCGUAUUUGCAUUCUGCCUCUGAUUGUAUAGUAUGAUCUUUAAGUUAUAUUUUAACCAUAGCUUGAUAAUGAGGCUGUUAUGUUAGAUAUUAUGGAAACCAUUCAGAAAAUUGCAUACAUGGGAUCACAGUGGGGCUUCAUUUUUUUCCCUCUGUUUUGUUAUAUAUGAGUAUUAUCACUAUUACAUUCGUGGCGGGUGUGAGAGAGGACACGUGUUCGAGCUCCUCAACCAUCACAAGGUCCAUGAGACAGACAGACAGGAAGCUGUGAGAACAUUGUGCUAAAAGUUGAUGGGUACCAAUUCCAGGCAAGAGUUGGAAUGAUAAUAAUUAUCAGUAGUAUUAGUAAUUAUUAUUAUUAUUAUUAAUAUUAUUGGACAUACUUUGGAACUGAAUAGUAGAGAUCAAUAAGCUCCUUUUGUCAGGCUGCUUGUGUGUGCGUUUGUGUGUUUGUGUGUGUGUGUGUGUGUGUGUGUGUGUGUGUGUGUGUGUGUGUGUGGAUGCUACAUGUGGUCCUGUAUCUAUAUUAGCAGUGUGCAUUGUGUGGUGUGAGGCACUUGAGCAAAGUCAAGUCAUAGACUUCCGGUUCUAUGUUAAAAGACUAUGGAGCAAGCCGAGGCUACACAUACUUUGUCCAUCAGUAUAACAGGGCAUCUACGCUAUAUCACUGCCUCCAUGCAUUAACAAUGUGUCAUGGUUCAUUUAUGGCCAACAAUAAACUCAUGCAUGGACUAUGAGUGAGACAGAAAAAAAUUUAGUGAAGGAGGAUGUGGGCGAAAGGACUUUCACUCAGAGCCUCUUAUCUUUCCCAGAGCAUUUUUAAUGAGGUAUUAUACCUCAAACUCAGAGGUCAUGUGAGGUGUUUGUUUAUUACUGCCAUUCUGUCAAUGAAAUAUUACAGAUUCUUCAUUCUUUUUCGCGUUGUUACGAUAUGGUGUUUCCUUAGUUGUGAAGGGCUGCCUUGAGUCUGGACAGAGUAGAAAUGAUCUGUCACACAUACAAGCUUGUGUAGCACAAAGGCAGGAGAGGAGGAUAUCCCGAAGAAAAUAAGGCCAUGCUUUUUAAAAUCUGGGAGAUGUUAGACUCCUCUGUGUUAACUAGCAGGAAGGGAACAGGGUGUGGCGUGGAAAGAUUUAGAAGACUGGGACAGUUUGCGACUAAGAAGUCGCUGUGGAUCCGUGGAAGGCACAUGAGCGCACAGCACGGGAUGGUAGGACAGAGAGGACUUUAGUGGUGCAGGAACAUGCUGCUGUGUAGGAGAAGGGGAGGAUUUACAGCCAGUGGCUGGAAGAUGAGAACGAACAAAAGACGCCCAAAGGCCUCAAGAUGAAACUUUGAUAUCUGCAUAUUUGGAUGGAAUCAACAUCAAUUUCUCAUAAUGGAUGUCUAUGAUGACACAGCUAAGUGAACAAAAAUGUUCUGGGUUUCCAUCUACAUGGAAAUAAAAUGAGGAACUAAGAUUGUACAGUACCAGAUCAUGUGAGCAUGAACUUUCUUUGGGGGUGGGGUGGGGAGUUGUUAGAGGAGUACAGAAUGAUUAUAUACAGUCAAUGCAUCUGGAGUCCCACAUAGGGUUGUUUUCAGCUCCCCUAUAUGAUUUCAAUGGCAAAGCACUUUGAGAACAUGCUCCCCAGGAGAUAAGUAAAAUGAAAUGCGUUGGGUGGUGAUUGGAGGUGAAUGGAUGUUUUCUUUUUUUUUUUUUUUCCUUGUUAACCUUUUCUUUGGUUUACUUUGUAGGGCUGGUUUCCCAAUCAUCAGACAUAGGCUUGUCAAGCAAGAAUCAAAUUAAAAAGGCUUUCCACAGCUUACAACGGGAGGACAUUCCAAUUAAAAAAAAUAAAUAAAAGUACAAAAAAGAAAACAUUCCUAUCCUAUAAAAGUGCAAGUUGAUGGGGAGUCUGACUUUGAAUUUGAAGAAAUAGACAAGGCCAAUAUGAAUUGAAAAAUGUCUACACAGAGUUCACUGAUCCGUGGGUUCUGUUUGAUUUUCUUCUAUAUUGUCAAGAGAUGAAAUAUUUGUUUUUACUUGAAUUUUUCUUCAUAUUUAUCUGCAGCACAGCCACAGGUAGUCACACAGGGCAGCAAUGAGCUACAAGAGUGGUCAUAACAUCCAAUGUUUGCACAUGUUCUUCGGAGGGCAGUGUGGUUUGCAUUUUGAAGACAGAGCAGAGCCUUUGUUGGAAACCACCCUAACUGAUGUGUGUUGCAGUGGUUGGUCAGUUUUCUAUGGUUCUGGAUUGUGUACUUCAGACCAGUUGUCUGUCAGUGAACACAUCUGUCCCCUGUGAGCUUUGCUGCUUCAAAUCAUUGGCAAGGGGGGCCUACAGCCAGACAGACACCAGCACAAAACAAUACACAGAUGAUGUUUGUUUCUUUUCGUUUUAGUGGGACACAUGACUUUGCCACAGUGAGGUGUCUUUGACUUAAUGCUUGAGUUUUUUUCAUGACGGUAUGUGACUUUGCUGCGUGUAUGUUUGUCAGACUGAAGAAAAAUGUGGGGAUCUGAUGUUUUAGUGAUGUUUUUCAGUAAAACUGGGCAAUUUAAUGACACAUUUGCCAAACAUCCCCCAUCUGAAUAUUUGAUAUGUCCCCUUCAUUUUGCCUCUAUUUGCCUGAUGAAAGCUCUCUCCCAAAAUUAAUGGUUGUUUUUUUUUUUCUUUCUUGCAAUGUAUUGUUGCAUGUGUUAUAUAUUGAGACCACCUUUUCAAUUUGUGUUUGAUAUAUUGUAUGGGGUGACCAGACCCGCAAAAGGGUUUUUCUAAGAUUUAGAGAUACUGUAUUCCAAAGUGAAGAGAGGACAGAGGAGGAGGUGUGAAGACAUCAAGAAAAAAGUGUCAAUAUUUUUUAUUGAGUUAUUGUCUUUUGCGCUGCUAAAAGCUAUGAAUUUGUUUCAUUUAUACAAAAAAAUAACAUUACCUAGUUGUGAUGUGUCACUUGAGUGUGCUGCUAUUUUAUAAACAUUUGUAUUAUAAUAUAAUUAUUUUACUGCUUAAGAGAUACAUUCAGAAAAACGAAGUAGAUGGUGAUAGAAGAACAUGAAAUGAAUAUUCGACUGGAAAUGUUCUUUGUACAGUUUGACAGUUUGCUUAGAUAGCAUGUCCCCCCACCACCUUUUUUUGUGUUUAUCAACUUUGCUCUCCCUCUUCAGUCACAUUCUGCAUCAGUGGUAUUUCCUAUACCUCAGGAUUACUGGACUAAAUAAAACAUAAACAAAUCCAUCACCUAUACCUCUGCAGUUAGGGAGCCUGGAACGGAGGAGAAGGAAUCGGGGGGGGGGGGGCAACGACAAAUUUGCAUUUUUGUGGAUGAUUCCCACUGUUUUAGUGGGGAAACAACUUGCUCAGUGAGAUGAGAAACAGGAAAAUAUGCAAGGCUUCCACUUGGACUUACCCUAUAUUGGGGGGGGGGGCACAACAACAUUGCAACCUUUUCUUGGGGGGUUUCUUAGAUAGUUCAAGCAUGUUCAUUUCUGUUCAUGUUGGUGCUACAUCUGACUUGUGUGUGAGAGAGGGGAAAACAGCAUUCCUAUGAUGGCCAAAGUACAGUUCUUGCUUUAUACAACCACAAUCACUUUGAAUGUCAGCAAAUAUGGAUCCUGUAUGUGAGAAAGAUACGUUUUGGUCUGAAAAAUGGUGUGUGCGCAACAUUUUAACUGCCACAUAAUAAUGUGUUGAGCUACACCUGUCAUGUCCAACCAUAAAUAUUCUGAUAUCUGGAAGUUUCAAUGGUGCAGAUUUCCCUUUGAGUUGCCCCCCUCCACUAUAACUCAUAUCAUGUACCUCAAAUGUCUGUUGCACAACCUCUGUUCAAUAAACAACUGCUUUAAAGGGUGUGACACCACAUCAGCUCACUA
Messenger RNA from Scatophagus argus, 5373 nucleotides. It is a transcript of the gene ccnd2a, whose product is annotated as cyclin D2, a. The transcript is spliced from 5 exons. Gene Ontology annotation, cellular component: nucleus; cytoplasm; cyclin-dependent protein kinase holoenzyme complex. NCBI's taxonomy places the organism in Eukaryota, Metazoa, Chordata, Actinopteri, Scatophagidae. The record is from RefSeq and is a predicted model, not a curated record. The coding region runs from base 338 to 1231 and encodes 297 amino acids. Gene Ontology annotation, biological process: regulation of cyclin-dependent protein serine/threonine kinase activity; positive regulation of G1/S transition of mitotic cell cycle; mitotic cell cycle phase transition. Gene Ontology annotation, molecular function: cyclin-dependent protein serine/threonine kinase regulator activity.